This is a messenger RNA of Haemonchus placei, 4095 nucleotides long. Lineage: Eukaryota; Metazoa; Nematoda; Chromadorea; Rhabditida; Trichostrongylidae. The record is from the annotation of a GenBank genome assembly.
AUGGGGCGUGGUCUGGUCUAUGGGAAGGUGUUAACUCCGCAACAAGACAACCGUUAUAAAGAUUUGGGAGUUACUAGGGCUAAAAAGACGGAGCAGAACAGGCCACUGUUCUGCCCUGGAAUUUGUACACACUGGUUUUUUCCACUGGGAAUUCUCAAACGCAAUUUGAGCUCUCACUCUUAUCACAAGACCGAUGAGGAUAAAGGAAUUCUCUCGAACAGCGAACAAUUUCAGAAAGAUAUGGCAGCUGCUGCCAUGCCUAGCGUGACAAUUCUUAUUGUUUAUUUAUGUGAAAGUUUCUUCUUAAUUAUCAUCAAUUUGCCGCUAGUUUUGACGAUUAUACUUCGAAAGAAGAAUCGCGGGCGACGUGAAUUUCUGAUUAUCGCCGGUAUGGCACUUGGUGAUAUUAUCUACGCAUUCGGGUUUUUCUUUACGGUCACAAGACGACUCGAAUACCUGUCAUCCGCUGGUACUAUGGUAUAUCGACAAGAAUGCAUGACCCAAUUACCGACUAUUCUGUGCUUCCUUGGGAAUACGCUGAUUGGUCAAAUGAACAUCGUAGUUGCAUUGGAUCGAUUUUUGGCUGCCGUAUUCCCUAUAUGGCCUCUUCUUCGGGCUGCUUAUUCCGAAAAUGUCAGCUACAACCUCGGUUCAAGCUGUCAGAUAGGAAACGAUCUAGAAGUUGCAUACAGCAUGUCAAUAGCGGCGUUGAUUCUAAACUGGAUUUUGGUUCUCACAAGCGAUACUACGAGGACACAUAUGAUCAGUAUUUUGUGCAAUUUUUCGGAUUCAACAUAUCCAGGAUUCGGGACAUUUCUGGUAUUCUACCGAUGGUCAUGUAUUAUAAUAGCUGGCUCAAUGUAUGUUGUAGUAAUUGUUCUACUUCGUAAGAGAUUCAAAGUCACAUCACGAGCUUUUGCAUCAUCGAUGAGUAAAGUACAACGGAAGAAGAUUAUGCAAAGCAACGUUACAAUGGUCGCUGCCGAAGUUGAAGCAGGAGCUGCUGUAGCAAUAGGAGUGGAGUGGAGAAAAAUGACCGAAAUUGAGAUGGAGACCGAUGAGGGAACGAGGCGAUCAGUUGCGGGCACAGUUGGAAAAGAUUGGGAUGCUAUAAUAAGAGAGUUCAGAAAACCAAUCAAAAAUCCUUGCCCUCGAGGAAAGAUCAUUGUUCAUCCCCUCCAAGCUCGUUAUCUGAAUUUCGACAUCAGCCAAGAGGAUAGUAUGAACUCAACGUCUAGUAUAUCGAUGAUGGAGCAAUCGAUGGCUGCUGCCUUUGGGACUCCCCGAAGAAAUGCAAAAAAGCUGACAGGCGCCGAGCAAAGGGCAUUAACACUGAAACAUUUGAAGGAACGUCAACAGCAGUUCCAUGAGCAAGAAAUGGCUUUGGGUGGAUAUCAUGAUAUAUUUACCGAUCCAUGCCCCGAAUUCAAACCACGAAACUUUGCAAAAGAUGUAUCUACUUCUGAGGAUGAUUCAAACAUGGAUGAACCUAAUGACCUUCCUGCAGAUGCUCAAGAUAAUACACACAACAUAACUCUUACACCAAACGAUGAAAAUGUUGCGACAUAUUCACAAGGGCGGGUCGGGCAGGGUUGCUCUACACCACAGAAUAUGGCCAAUAACACUUUUGCGCCUCUGCGCAAAAUCGACAUCUCAGUAGUGAAGUGCAGCGAGAGUGUUUCCAGUGACCCAAGGCUAGGUGCUGGAGACCAAGUGAUUACGGAAACCCCGGCCGAUUCGGUUAUAGAAAUUCCGGCUGGCGUAGUUGAGCAGAGUGCAACUGUGAGACGCAAAACGGUGGCAGAGCGUAAUUCACCUACAUCUAACGAAGCACCUGCCGCUGAGCAAGAUGAUUCCAUGGAAGAUGUUUUGUCAAAAAUGCAGAAAACUCCUAAACGUGCGACAUCAACUGCGAAGAGGAGCACGAUGAAUGUGACAAGCAAAAGGCUCGAUAUAGUCGCUGACGUUUCUAUGGAGGAAGCAGGAUCUGCAAGAACAAGUGUGGCCUCUGAACCGGCCAACGGUACGUUCACUGUUCAAGGUGCAAAUGCUACAUUCACCACUCAGUAUGCAAAUGGGACAUACGUAGUUGUGAAAGAAAACACAUAUGUGGUAGAUCCAGCUGAUCCAAAUCGUAGUGGAUGUGACGAGCAGCAAAAUGCUACAUUUACUUUUGUACAACCGGAAAAGGCUCAACCUUCUGGUUACGAAAGUAAUGUAGCUCCCAGCUCAAAGGCAACGACUUCUUCCGGACCGACGUUUGCAGUUCCAGCCCUCCCCAAAGGAAAGGUUAAGCAAGCAACAAAGACGACUGUUGAACAAAGAGAAGAUAGAAUGAAUAAGUCCCAAAAGAAGAACACUUCAAUUCUGGAAGCGAUGGGUGUAGACGUACCUUCGCCUGGAAGAACUUUAUUUGCCGCUCGUCCUUCGAAGAAGCAGCGAACGCUGGUUAAAACACCUGUCAGAACGAAGCCACCCGAGAAUGAAGAUCCCAUGGAAAUAUCUAUUGCCAUGUCCGACAUAAGUAAUCAACCUUCGCUGGAGUCUGGUGAUGAUUCAGCAGGUGAUCAACCAUCGGAUGCAGAGCGACCAGCUCAAACAACUCCAACUCGUACUCCUGGUUUUUGCCGACGCGCUCGUAACGCUCCGGAGCCUUCCUCGAACGUACCUUCUUCUACACCCGUGUCGUCUGUCAGUAGAAGAAGCAACAACUCCCCCUUUGUGGGCCUCAGCCCGAAGGCUAGACAAGCAGCACUGAAGGAGAGUGUUGAACGUUUGUCACGUCCGAAAAAUUAUGAUGGUAUCAGUUGCCAUAGGGAAUGGAAGAGACAGGAAGGCAAGGAUGUUGUGCAAAGAGUAUUACAUUCUCCAAUGGUUGGUAUUUCACGAGGAGAUAAUUUGCCAGCGCCUGUAACGCCGUUCCAACCUCUUGAUGUGUCUCGCAUGACGAUUGCUAAUGCCGAACGUAGCGGAACUGUUCGUCGUGGACCGUUAACGAGAUUGCGGCUGAGUGGAAUAUCACAGCCCCCAGAGGCAGGCUCGAAAUCGAAGCGGGGCAACCUUUUCAAGCGUCUAGGUGAUUAUAAGCCUCAAGAAAGUGCCGAUCCAAGACGCUCACCAGAACCAGCCGACACUGAUACUCCUCAGAAAGAGCAAGCGGUGGAGGAAACGCCCAUGGACGUUCCCAUUAGUUGUAUCUCACCUCCUGCUGAUGGUUUGAUUGAUAUGCAGCCAGCAGCAGGGGAUUCAGUGGUGCAAGCUUCAUCUCCACGAGUUCCUGCCGGAAAAAAUGCUGUGGUCUCACCCUGCGUGGAAGCUGUGUCAGAUGAAUGCGAGAAGUCACUCAUGGAUGCUGCACGACAACUAAGUCUAGAAGGCAUACCCAACCUGAGUCAUUUAGAUAUAUCACCGAAAGGAAUGGACUUGGAGUCUGGGCAAAGUCCCAGUGUUGAAACGGUAGUGCGGAGAAAGAAACCCCAAGGGUUACUUACCGAUAGCCUUUUCUCCACGGAUACACCACAUCGAGCCCCUCCUAAACCUGUCAAACACCCGUUCCAUGCCCCUCCCAGACAUCACUCACUGGAUUCUUUCGUCGCGGGCAUUGGAGCCGUCUCAUCUGAGGAUUCUGCAACGGCGGACGAAUUUGAUUUCAUAGAGGUUGAAAGCGAAGGGAGACAAAAACUGGAGCCCAUGAUUCUCAAGCCUAGAAAAGUCGUUCAUCCGUCACCUCCGCCUGAUCCCAAUCUUCGCCGAUCGAGCCGCAACCGGAUGAAGCCAGUACGUCAGUGGCUUGGAGAGAAACCGGUAUAUGCAGUGUCGCCAGGAGGAGGACUAACAUUGAAAGGGGUGAAUGAAGUUGAAAUAAGGGACAAGCGGUUUCUUAAAGUUAGAACGGCAAACUACAGGAAAGCCCAAGAAAGAGAGCAGCAAAUAGCUGCUUAUAAACGCAUGCUUCGUGAGAAACGUAAGCAGGAAGCGCGUGAACGGAAGCAGCAACGUUUGCGAGACCUACGCGCACGUCAUCGCAAGGGAGUGGAUUUACAUAUAACCCUCGACUCAAUUGUCACAAGCAGCGAUGAAGAAGACUCAGAUUAA